AUGCUUGUGAUCGGUGUAUGUCGCAGGGGGUGGGGCCUGCGGUGGGCAUACAGGGAACGGUAUACUCAGAGUAAUGUGGGAUGGUGUCUCGUUCAAGGGCGUUGUGGUGAGUCUGGGAGCAGAUGGAUGGGGCGAACUUUGGACUAA
Chondrus crispus (carragheen) is the source of this 147-nucleotide messenger RNA. RefSeq lists its product as hypothetical. Bases 1 to 147 code for a protein of 48 amino acids. The transcript has a single exon. NCBI's taxonomy places the organism in Eukaryota, Rhodophyta, Florideophyceae, Gigartinales, Gigartinaceae. The record is from RefSeq and is a predicted model, not a curated record.